This is a messenger RNA of Adineta steineri, 1509 nucleotides long. NCBI's taxonomy places the organism in Eukaryota, Metazoa, Rotifera, Eurotatoria, Adinetida, Adinetidae. The record is from the annotation of a GenBank genome assembly.
AUGUUUAUUACAACUGAUGAAGAUUGUUUAAUUAUUAUUAAAUCUUAUCAAGUUAUAAAAAAUAGUUUAUUAAAAUCGAUUCAAUUAAUUAAAAAUAAUAAUUCAAUAAAACUUUCUUACUAUGUUAUUUUAACUUUUCUUAUCAAUGAUAAUGAUAUUAAAAAUAAAAUAAAUCAUCCAAAAGAAAUUUGUAAUAUAUUUAUUCGAACUAUUCAACAAAUAAAUGAUUUCAAUAAUGAUGAUUUUACAUUUACAAAUGAUGGCGUACAUAUUAUUCAUUUAUUAAUAGCAUUAAAAGCAUAUUUACAGCAUGAUCAAGUGAAAGAUGAUUUUAUUGAAAGUGAUGGUUUAAAUUUGCUAUUAACAAUAGCUAAUUCAGUAUUAGCAUCUACAGAAAUAGAAUCACAAGUCAAUAAUAUGCUUGGAGAAAAAUUUAAAUCAAUAAUUGGAUUGAUACCUACGGAAGAAUGUGAUUUAAAUGUUCUACAAGAAAUAAAUCAUUUGCAAAUAAAUAUGCAGUAUAAUAUGAAUAUUUUAUUUAAAGAAAUGGGUUUAUUAGCACUGGAAUGUCUUUAUACUAUGUCAUUCAAUAGAAAAGCAAAAGAAAUAUUACAGAAAAAUGAAAAAUUUAUGAUACAAAUCCGCGAAUUAUCUAAUGAUGAAAAUUUGAAAAAAAUCAUUGAUGGUUUAUUAUGGAAAUUAGAAGAAAAAUAUGAAUUUCAAAUAGAAACAACUAAUCAAUAUGAUUCUAUGAUUAGUUAUCAUUGGAAUGAUAAUGUAUUAGUUUAUAAAAUUUAUAAAUAUUUAAUAGAAAAAUUUAAUUAUAAAAUAUGGUUGGACGAUCAAUCUAUAUCUAAUUCAAUUUUUCAAACUAUAGAAAAAUCGAAAUUUAUUCUUAUGUGUAUGUCUGAAACAUAUAAAACAAAUGAAAAUUGUAGAAGUAUAAUUGAAUAUGCGCAAUAUAGAAAAAAAAUAAUUAUUCCAUUAAUUAUAAAACAAGUUGAACUUGAUAGUUGGUUUGAAUCUAUAUGUACUGAAAACUUAUAUAUUGAUUUUGUUAAACAAAAUUUUGAAGAUGCUAUUCAAUUAUUAAUCAAAGAAAUUAAUAUGAAAACUAUUGAACAAAAAGAAAUAAAUUCAACUAUGAUCGAUCUUUCUCAACAAGAAAUAUCUUUAUCUAUUUUACCAACAACCACAACCGUUAAUCUUCAUCUUAAUGCAAUUCAAGAUGAUUAUAAAAGAAUUCCAAUAAAAUUAUGGUCUGAUAAACAUGUUGAACAAUUUCUUCAUGAUUAUAAAUUAGAUUUGAUGAUUUUAUUAACUGAAUAUAUGAAUGGUGAAGAUCUCAGUCAAUUAUUUGAUAAAUGUAAAAUACAACAAGAUUAUUGGACAGUAUUUGAUCGUUUUAAUAAUGAAUUUAAAAAACGAUUUCAACAAACACUUUCAAUAUCAAUUUAUGUUAGAUUUUUAAAUCAAAUACAAAAAUAUAUUAAUAUGUCAAGAGUUUAA